Lytechinus pictus (painted urchin) is the source of this 3984-nucleotide messenger RNA. Its product is annotated as protein SPMIP7-like. The transcript has 9 exons. Lineage: Eukaryota; Metazoa; Echinodermata; Echinoidea; Temnopleuroida; Toxopneustidae. The record is from RefSeq and is a predicted model, not a curated record. Bases 215 to 1549 code for a protein of 444 amino acids.
GAUUGAACCCCGUCUCAUGGCAACUGUAGUAUACUAUUGUUUUUUCGGCAGACCACAGCAUAUACAGAUACAGUGCAGUAUAUGACACGUACAAACAAGGAAAGCACCUGAGGCUGAGGGAGAAGAGGAAAGUCCUAGAAACAUAUAAAACGAGCACCACAAAAAAGUUGGAAAGGAUAUAUCAUCUAAAGCGGAGAACAGGCAUAAGAUCAAGAUGGCCGAAACUAUGGUGAGGCCGAGGCCACUUGGUGAUUUAAGACUCCAUCUUCAAGUAGACACGAACGCCGGGACAAACGACGUCCAAGGCAUCGUGAGAAAUCGGCGACAGCGCUUGAUGAAACUGCCGAUCUCAAGAGGACGUUUCGAUGUAGCUAGCUUUCAAGAUCACGGCCACCCAGGUUUUGUGAAAUAUAAUGAUGACACCCUUGCUCCCAAUCGAGACAAUUACCCAAUUAUUGACCCGACUAGUGGGUUUGUGUCGGUUGCGGCAGACGUGGACAGAAAUACGGGGGUCAAGAAUAUACCGAACAUGCAGCAGUCAGACAAUCCACCAAACACAGUCACCCCGUUCUCACCGCGACCGACGACCACUCUUGCUCACAGAGACAAAGUAAAGGAGUCUGACUCACGGGAGAGCAGCGGGACCAUGAAUCCCUUGAGAGCUUCUGCCCCUGCUUCCUUGCAAUACAACGAUCCUCAGUUGCAGAAGACAAGAGUUUUAAAUGAUCCCGGUACUUGGAAUAGCAGGAAAAUAAGUGAUGCCAUGAUUCGAGCAAAACUAGGAGGCUGGACAAGUGAUAAAGAUCCAAGAAAGACCGAGAAAGAGCAGGACCUUAUAUGGCAACAGAUUCAUUCGAGGAACAUUAAAAAUCAAGCAAAUGUCAUUGACAAAGCUGAAGAUUGGAAAGAUGAGGCAGCACUGAGAUAUGUCUACUUACCCUCUACCCAAAGGGCAUAUGAAGCGGUGAACUGGGAUACCAAAUUGGCGCCCAAGGUCCUACCCCCAGCCACUACUCUCGAAAGACAACCAGACCCGGUUUCACAUCGCUUCAGUGUGAACAAACGGUACGAGUCUGCCGCACAGCCAUGGCAGAAUCUUGGAAGAUCAUUUGACAUGUUUCAGAACAGAGAUGGUUUUCAUAUCAAAGGACCGAUUGAAUUCUGUAGCCCCCAUCGGAAGAACUACCAGAUUCCCAACUACACUGGUUUUGUUGGAGGUUUUGGCGAGCGAGAUCAUCCUCAGCAGUAUUUCUUCCCUUCUGCUGUCCAGAGAACCAGCCUCCCUUGGUACACAGACACAGCAAAUCGGCCAAAUAUCCCUGGUUAUACAGGCUGUACCCACUGGAAGUCAGAGAAACCAGCUAAUGCCAAUGUGCCCAUCCCACCACCACAGACUACAGCUAGAGUUCACAGGAUUGACCGAUAUGACCCUAACCAGUCAGCACACAAGAGGACAUCACGAAUGUCCAAGAUGGUCACUUUGGUACCACCCUGCAACCCGUUCAACAAAGUGGACAAGGAUGAGAGGACAUUAGAACAGUAUAGGUAAAGGCUGUGUUACCAUGGUAACUGUAAACCUAGUUUUCAACUUUUCCCAAUCAGAUCUUGCGAUUAUUGUGAGUAUGGAGUGUUGUGGCUUAGUGGAUAGGCAUCCAGACUUUGAACCAGAAGUGCCACGGUCCGAAUUCCACUGAAGUACAUGCAUCCGUUAGCAAGGCAUUUAUUUGAAUUUGCCACUCUCCAUCCAGGUGUACUGGCAGGAAGAAAUUCCUUAAAUGCUCAGGCACCUGAUCAGGGUAGCCAUAUCUAAGACCUGUGUAAUAGUAUGCCGGGUGAGGAAACAUUGUAUUAAGUGCUUUGUAUAUGUAGCAUAUCAUUAUUAUUACUAUUAUUAUCAUUGUUAUUAUUUACCGGAGGUAUUAUUAAGUAAAGGCUAUGUGAUCAUAUCGUGAAGGCCACAAGUAGUAUUUUUUUUAUUUAUUUAUUUUUUUUUUUGGGGGGGGUAUAACCUUAAAAUGAUAAUCCCCAGUCAACUUAUACAGUAACAACCUAUUUUUGGUGAAUUUUAGCUAAUUCUAAGGUGAAGAUUUUUGGCUCUAGAUAAUAUAUCCAUGGCAUCAUACCAUAACAUGCUAUAUAUAUAUAAACAAAGAAAAUCUGAGAUGCAAUGCUUUUUUUUUGUCCUCUUUUUCUUAUUUUCUGGUUUUGUCUGAUAACUUCUGAUACAGUCUUAAACUCAAGAGAAUAGUCAGAAGAGUAAAAACCAUUUUUGCCUAUUCUCACUGCAUUAGUAUUUUUAGUGAAAAUCUUCACAAUAAUUUUAAGUGAAAUAAUGGCUGUAAGUUUUUAUAAUGCAUGAAGAGCUUAUAUGUAUGCUGCCAUUUUGUCACCUUUCUUCACUUGAGUGUUAAAGUAACCUUUGCAACAAUUGUGUAUACCCUUGUAACAGUGUAUAUAUGUACUGUUAGAGAUCUAUAAAUUAAACAAUGAUCAAAAGGAUUUAUGAAUUGAUAGUUUUCUAUAAUCGUAGUAUUCUUCCAGAUGUAAUAUACUAAAUAUGCAACAUGCAUUCAAUGUUUUUGGUGCCUUCCUCCGUAAUUGUAUUAUCAUUAUAUAGCAAUACCGAGUAUUUUCCCCCGCACCUAUUUUUCAUAUACAUGCACUAGAUCUAUGCAAUUUAAAGUGAUUAUGCCUUAUAUGACUGUUCCGAAUGUCUUUGCUACAUUAUUACAUGUGUAAAUGUAUUUGUCUAUAAACUGUAUGUGCAAUCAUAUAAAAUGCUAUGAAUAAGACAAGAUUGAUUGAAUAAUUAUGUUUUUAUGAUUGUAUUUCUUAGGUGAUAAUUAGCUCAAAUUAAGAAUAUAUAUAUCUUAAUUCUCAACAUUUACUGGACAAUAGUAUGUGUAUAUAUGAACGAUUGCUGCUUUUGGGGAUAGAUCUGUCUAUGUAUAAAGUUUUAUACUGGUUAUGAUAUACAUUAAAGAUUUACUACAUCUACUGUAAAUUUGUUAUUGCUCUUUAUUAAAUCAAAAUAUUCAAGUUAAAACCCAUGGGGAUCAAAUAGGAUUUGUGAAGUUAUAUUGGUCUCAAUAUUUUCAAAAUAUUGAUUUUAGGAUCUUCAACUUUAUGUAUUUUAAAAAUAUGCAAAUAAGUUAGUGACAUUGCGUGAGUAUUGGAGACCUAUGAAUUCUUUAUAGAUUUGACACUUAUUCAGUAUUUCGAAUAUUCAGCAUUAUGAUGUGCUUCAAUGGCUAUAGGCACAAUUGAGAGAUAAUGAAUAUUCAUGAGGGCCAAUUCAUGAAAUGGGUCAUUUUUAUACCGAGAUUGCAACUUGUACAUCAUUCUUCCCAGAUUUCUCUUGCCUCAAAAACUGAGUCAUUUAAUUAUCUACAUCCACAGUUUGCUAUUGCCAAUCAUGUUUUCUGUGAUCAUUUUCUGAAUAUCAUUUAGAAGCAAUGAUAGAUCAGGAUUAGAUAAGACCUUUUUCUAAUUUAAUGAGAAUUAGUAUUAUGUGUAAUACAAAGUACUAUAUUUUAUUCAGAUUAAAGUCUCGUGCGGUCGUAAAAUGCUGUAGGUUGAAUAAUAAUUUUUACCUUCUUUUAACAUAUUUUUUAUUCAAGUAUUUUUUUAAAACUUUUGUCUUUCAGUGCAUAGCUUAAUGUAAAAUAUGAGAACCUACUCUUUUAUAUUCAUUAUGAAUAUUGGACCCCUCUUUUUACUUUUGUAUGCAUAUUAUUAUCUAAAUCUGUAUUGUAAUCAGUAUAUCACUCUAUAUUUGAAAAGCUAUUUUUAUUCAAAGUUGUUGGUUACUUUUUAUACUUUUAGAUCAUUAUUUGGAAUAAUAAUGUGACUUGAAUGAUAUGCAGUGCAAGAUUGCGGUGGAACAAUAUGCAAAACUAAUGUCUGUUUUUUUUUUUAUAAAAAUGGUAUUAUUGGACACAUUCUUGAAAAGCAAUAAAUAUCCGUCCAUGUUUAACUAAACAA